AUGAUUCAACCCCAAACCUAUUUGAAUGUUGCGGAUAAUAGUGGGGCUCGAGAAUUGAUGUGUAUUCGAAUCAUAGGAGCUAGCAAUCGUCGAUAUGCACAUAUCGGCGACAUUAUUGUCGCUGUGAUUAAAGAAGCAGUGCCAAAUAUGCCCCUAGAAAGAUCAGAAGUGGUCAGAGCUGUAAUUGUACGUACCCCUAAAGAACUCAAACGUGACAACGGUAUGAUAAUUCGAUAUGAUGAUAACGCUGCAGUUCUUAUUGAUCAAGAAGGAAAUCCAAAGGGAACUCGCGUUUUUGGUCCGAUCGCUCGGGAAUUGCGACAGUUAAAUUUUACUAAAAUAGUUUCAUUGGCUCCUGAGGUAUUAUAA
Impatiens glandulifera is the source of this 369-nucleotide messenger RNA. NCBI's taxonomy places the organism in Eukaryota, Viridiplantae, Streptophyta, Magnoliopsida, Ericales, Balsaminaceae. The record is from the annotation of a RefSeq genome assembly.